Molecule: messenger RNA, 402 nt
Organism: Akanthomyces muscarius
Lineage: Eukaryota; Fungi; Ascomycota; Sordariomycetes; Hypocreales; Cordycipitaceae
Exons: 3
Coding region: 1-402 (133 amino acids)
Biological process (GO): resolution of meiotic recombination intermediates; replication fork processing
Cellular component (GO): Fanconi anaemia nuclear complex; FANCM-MHF complex
Molecular function (GO): chromatin binding; protein heterodimerization activity
Source: RefSeq, a predicted model, not a curated record
AUGGCCGACACAAUAGAAGACGACAGAGAUCGUCUCAAGUCAGCGCUCUGGUACGCCGUCGGGCAAAUCGUCGACGAGGAGUGCAUGCGCCGCAACCGCAACGCGACGCCCCAGUUCAUCGGUGCCCUGACCGAGCUCGUCUGGACCCAAAUCGAGAAUGUCGCCAUCGACCUCGAGUCGUUUGCCAACCACGCCGCCCGCAGCGUCGUCACCACCGAGGACGUGCUGCUGCUGGCGCGCAAGAACCCGGAUCUGCAGCAGCUCAUGAAGGAGUACAUUGACGAGCGCAAGACGGAGCGUGGCGUGCGCAAGCCGGCUGGCGCUGCGGCGUCGUCGGGGAGAGGAGGACGAGGAGGACGAGGAAGGGGGCGUGGAGGUGCGACGAGGAUAUCGGGGCGGUGA